Messenger RNA from Acipenser ruthenus (sterlet), 5499 nucleotides. Its product is annotated as homeobox protein aristaless-like 4. NCBI's taxonomy places the organism in Eukaryota, Metazoa, Chordata, Actinopteri, Acipenseriformes, Acipenseridae. Gene Ontology annotation, molecular function: RNA polymerase II transcription regulatory region sequence-specific DNA binding; DNA-binding transcription activator activity, RNA polymerase II-specific. The coding region runs from base 116 to 1204 and encodes 362 amino acids. The record is from RefSeq and is a predicted model, not a curated record. The transcript has 4 exons. Gene Ontology annotation, biological process: regulation of transcription by RNA polymerase II.
GAGAGAGAGAGAGAGAGAGAGAGAGAGAGAGAGAUCUGUUGCCCGGCUCCAAAAAGAAAGGAAGAAAAAAGACAGAAAGAAAAAAAAACAGCAUUUGGAUUAUUAUUAUUUAGGAAUGAACGCUGAGACGUGCGUUUCUUACUGUGAUAUGACAGCCAUGGAUUCAUAUUAUAGCACACCGCAAGGUAGAGAUCACCAAACAAACCCGUUUAGGACAUUCCAGCCCGGUGACAUCAAAUACAGCCCCACUUUCCUGACCAACAAAGGUCAGGCAUAUGGGGAAAAGUCCCGGAGCCCGUUCCAACAGGAAUGCCAGUCAUUGGAUGCCAGUUCUGGGGAAGGCACCUUUAACAAAUACCACCUCUUCAUGCAGAGGUCCUCUUGUAAAACUCCCCCAGAAGGAAGCAAACUCCACCAAGACAGCAGCCUCAACGGAGCGCUUAUCUCCUGUUAUGCCAAAGACAGCAGUGGGCUGACGGACUCCGAAUUGCCCCCGAGCACUGACCCUGCAGGGAUGGACAGCAGCUACCUCAGUGUGAAAGAGUCCGGGGUCAAGGGACCCCAGGACCGUCCGGGCUCCGAGAUUACCAACCCGCUGGACAAGGGUGAGGGCGAGAGCAACAAGGGCAAGAAGAGACGCAACCGCACCACCUUCACCAGCUACCAGCUCGAGGAGCUGGAGAAAGUGUUCCAGAAGACACACUACCCCGACGUGUACGCCAGGGAGCAGCUGGCACUGCGCACCGACCUGACUGAGGCCCGAGUGCAGGUGUGGUUUCAGAACCGAAGAGCGAAGUGGAGAAAGAGAGAGCGGUUCGGCCAGAUGCAACAGGUUCGGACUCAUUUCUCAACUGCCUACGAACUCCCUCUUCUAACCAGAGCUGAGAAUUAUGCACAGAUCCAGAACCCGUCAUGGAUCGGGGGUGGCAGUGCAGCAUCUCCAGUGCCAGGCUGUGUGGUUCCCUGCGACACGAUGACCUCCUGCAUGACCCCUCACCCACACGCGGGCGGCAGCGUCUCCGACUUCCUGGGUGUGCCCAGCCCUGGGGGUCACAUGGGACAGACGCACAUGGGCAGCCUCUUUGGCAACCCGGGCAUCAACAGCUACGACCUCAACGCAGAGCCCGACCGCAAAUCCUCCAGCAUCGCUGCCCUGCGGAUGAAGGCUAAAGAACACAGCGCUGCCAUUUCCUGGGCUACAUGAUGAUGCUGCCCACAAACCCGUUUUAAUUUAAACAAAAACAAAAAAAAUCAAUAACGAAAGCAAUACAAAUGAAAAAAAUAAAUAAAAAUAAGCAACGAAUAAGCAAACACUAAAUAAUAUAGCCAUAACAGACUCUUUGAGUGCCUAAACUCUGGGCAAGUGAGUGUCUAAACCCUGAAAAUGGGGCCUCGGGUUUAAGCGAUGUUGCUGAAGUGCAUGAAAGCGGUUUUGGUUCAUGGGUUUAAUAGUUUCUUUAAGGCAGUGAUUUAAAGUUUAGGUUUGAAACCUUGCUAUCAGGAGGUCGCAUUAUUGUAAAAACAAGUAACAGCUUCUUUGGCAAACUGCCUUUUCUGUGGCAAGAAACAUUUUGGUUUUUUUAUGGUGCAAGAGGAGGUGUAUUCAAUCAUAACAUGCAACACUCACAGUAUUGCCCUGUUCAGUGGGGACAUUUAAUUCAUUUUCCAGACACAGUAUAUGUGUUUUAUAGAAUGGGAGAAUGGGCAUUUUUGCAUUUUUUUUUAAUUGAAUAUCACCGUAAAUCAGGCCAAUAACAUGGGUCAUAAAGAGGCGAUGUACUUUUCUGAUUGAAUCCAAUACUAAGGAAGGCUACAAUAUUGAACAUCAAGGCUUUGCAAUGGUAUAAAAAUGUGUUACAAAAAAGAGACACUUCCACAUUAGGCUUCAGCUGAUCCCAUUAUUAAAAUUUGGUGUAGAGGAAAAAGCAAAAGUUUAGGGCCUGUAUCUUUUUAUUAGAUUGUAUUGAGAUUUCUUAAACUGAACGAGUUUUCCUGCAGGGAGUUGUUAUCUCUUCCUAUGUCCCUCUGGGGUGAGGGAGCUAGGCAGCGUUACAUGCUUAGUUUUUAACAGGUUAGUCCUGCUGGAGAGGGGAGACGAGCCAGAAAACGAGAAAGUACUACACUUCUUAGCCUAAUCAUUGCUCGAAGUAGAGGUUAACCACACUGCACCUUCCUGUAAUUACAACGAGCUUACAUUGUACUAACAUGUACUAAUCAUUGCAACCCGUGUAGUCACAUCAUCAGUUUGGAAAAGAGCUUGUGAUGAAUAAAAUCACAUGGGUCACAAUGUUUAGUACCUGUAAAGUGCAAUGCAAGUGUCUUAUACUAAUACCUAGGUACUGUACAGUAAGUAUAGCUUAACUCAAACAUCAUAAUUGAUAGCCAUGUUCUACUUAAGUUCACAAGAAUUUAUCCCUGCAUGUAAAUGUUGGUUGAAAUGUUGGUUUACAAUGGUGUACUUAAUAAUAAGCAAACAAACUCAGGCCUGCAACCUUGAAGCGCUUUCUAAAGACCUGGAUAGUUUCAAUAAAAAAGUUUUACCAUAUAUUAUUUCUUUAAUGCAAAUUGUACAGACAAUGGGACAGAUUCUGAUGCAAACAUCUACAUUUUUUACAAAAAAACAAAGAUUGAAAGAUAUUGUUCUGACUCUAUAUAUACCGAGCACCAUUUGGCUGGAAUGACCUGCCUUAGCUGACUUUAAAUCAUUCUCAAUCCACACACAUGGAAAGCACAAGAUGGACUGUAAUGCCAUGCGAUUAAAAAAAAAAUAAAAAAAGAUGCCAAAGCCCACAGUACGACUAACGCUUCACGCUGUAGAGUUGUAAAGUGCCUUAGCAGAGGGGGAUUGAGGGAUCCCAAUAACUGCGGCUCAGGUUGACAAUGAAUUUUAAGCUGAACUUCAUAGAGUUGUUGCCCGCGAAUUCAAGAAAAACGUUCCCUGUGCCAGACGUGGAAACCAGUUUCUCUAAACGCCUGCUUGCUCCAGGGCUUUCCUUGGCUAUGCUGCAGUACAUUUCAAAGAUUGAACCUUGCAGUUCAGAGCAGUGAUUCAAUUCAGCAAGUAGGUCUGGAAUACCAGUGCAUGCACUGACUGUCUUUACUCCAGUGCAGUGUGAAAACACAGAAAUUCAAAUUCUUAUCCUUGCGUGUCCCGUGCAAUCAAAGGUGAUAAAUAAUUCCAAUGCUAUGCAAAGAAUUUACAAAAGUUGUAAUUCAAUAGGUGAAAAAUCACAAAACCAAUAUUAAAAAAAAAAAGAAAAAGAAAAAACACAAAACUCAGACCUCAGAAAAUUGCAGGGCUUCUAGAUAAAUGUGACUUUUUUUCUUCCUGUAAUCCAGUUGGUGAUUUUCCUGUAUUUAACAAAAAUCAGUUUAUGCAAUCCACAUAACUCCUUUCUCCAUAUUAAUGACGAUAUUAUAUACGAUAAUUAUUUCCUGUCAACUACUCCUGUAUUUAUCCUGUAGACCUGAAGAAAGUGAACCAAAUCUCUAGUGUAUGUAAUUCAGCCAAGGAAGCCCUCGCUCUCUCCCUCUAUAUAUAUAUAUAUAUAUAUGUUUUUAUUGGGAUUUUUAAUCAUCACACAAGUAAAAACAUGUUAUGUAGCGCCUCCUGCCUAUUUAGAAUCAGAAUAGUAUAUGUUCACAAACCUAAGCUCCAAUUACUUUCAAUGUAUUUAUAUAUUUAUAAGUCUAUUUAUCUUGUUAUGCAUUUAUCGAAUUAUAUUUAGCAGCCUUUACUGACUGUAUAUUGGUAUAUCUAGAUUGGCAAAGACCUGCAAUGGAAACUACUAUAGUUUUGCAAAAGAGUAGCCCAUGACGAAUGCAUUUAUUUUAUUGUGAUUUUAUUUUACAUUGGAAUUAAAUGCUUGAGGGUUAAGCUAAUGCUUGUCAGAAAAUUACAAUUCUUCUAAUAAUUCUAUACAAUCCAACACCGUACAAGACUCCAAUAUUAAUUUCCCAGGAGGGGAAAGUGAAAAUGAAGCACUGCAAACCCACAGGGGACCUUAUCAAAAGUUUAAACUGAAAGUAAAAGUUAAGAUUUAAAGAAAUAUUGACAGUGCCCAGGAGCACCAUUGGCACAUAAUAUUGCAUUAUCAUAGAACAUUGCAAUUGAUUUAAACAUGUCUAUGCAAGCUUGUAGUAUUCACUAAAAAGCACACAUAUAAAUUAGCGAGAAAACAUUGCAAAUAAAUCUAGAAGAUCAUUUAUUACAUUGGGGCGGUCAUGUCCAUAUUCAUUGAUAUUGGUUCAUUUUCAAAUCAGUUGGGUUGUACAUCCCUAAGACAUGCAUCAGGUUCACAUUUGCACUAUACUAUGGCCAGUGUUCUUAUGAUGAGGUGCUUGUUACCAUUGACCUGCUCAAAAACAAAAUAGUACAAGAUCUUGAACCAAAUACAUGCAUUUCAAAUGGUACAGGCUUUAGGGACGAGCAAGUGGAGGAAAUAAACCAAUAGAAACUAGGCACGAGGUCUACUGGAAAUGUUAUCAGGUCUUCAACCUGUCUCAUAGAAGCCUGCAGUCACUCUAUCCUCUCCUAGCAAGGAUGACAUACAUACAUACAUAGGUAUGGUACAGCACAUUCAAAUCUGGGUCUCUCCUUCGCCGUUCCUACAGCUCAAACCCCACUGCCGUUUGUAAUACUACUGAAGCAGGGCAACAUGUUUUCUAGAGUAUUAAUAUAAUAGUAAUCUUUUUUUUCUGCGUGUGUGUGUGUGUGAUUGUGUGGGGUGUGUGGAUUUUAAGUGUAAAUUUAUGAGAGAGAUUUGCAAGGUUUAAAGACCCUUGGAAAUAUAACGGUUCUAAUUUGUUGUAAAGUAUUUUUAAACCGUGAAAAACCAAGUCUGUUUUCCUGGCUUAGAAGGAAAUAAAUGCAUCUUGGUUUUAUUCUAUGAUUUAAAAAAAAAAAAAAAAAAAAAAAAAUGUUAAAAACAAAAUGGCUUAAGCGAAGUUGUACUGCUUUUUAAGUAAUGCUAUUGUUAUACUUUAAUUGUAUUCAUGUUCUUAUAUUGUAUUGUGUUUUUUGAUUUGCUAGUAAGUUAUUGCACUUACAAAAUGUUUUGCAACUAUGUUUUUCUGGUAGUGACCUGGGGUCAAAUCUUUACAGCAAGGGUCAGAACGCAGAAGACUGCACGCUCUUGAGACUAAUACAGGAUAUUUCUAGUUGAAAUCUCAGUUUUUUUAAAGUCGUUUUUUAGAAACUGUUCUCAAUAGCACUGUUCCAAUUGUUGUCUUCUCCUCCCUCUAGUAUACAUUUUCUAUAAAGCAUGGUCACUUAUACUAAAUAAAAGAAUGACUACAAAUUACAAUACAUUGCUUUCAACUCACUUGGAUUUAUUAUCUGUAAAAUUACCCAAGAAUAACUUUACUAUUUUUAAGUUCUUACUUAGUUUUUUUCAGUUAUGAACAUCUUAAUAGAUAUCAUCUAAGCUAUGGCCAAAAGUUUUGCAUCACCUAGAAUUUUAGGAUUGAGACCAUUUAAAAAAAAACAAAAAAAACCAU